Molecule: messenger RNA, 1896 nt
Organism: Laetiporus sulphureus 93-53
Lineage: Eukaryota; Fungi; Basidiomycota; Agaricomycetes; Polyporales; Laetiporaceae
Exons: 3
Coding region: 145-1896 (583 amino acids)
Source: RefSeq, a predicted model, not a curated record
GGCAGGCGCUGUUGAAUGGGUGGUGUCACGGCUGCCAGCGGUCACAGCACGCCUGCCGCACAAUUUCAACACAAGCCUCACCGUCCGACUCUGCUCUUUCGUUCGUACUGACAUCCGCACUGUAACUUACACCUAACCUGUGCCAUGUCUCACGCCGUAGCCAGGAUCAUGGACAUUGGCCGAGGGCCAUCCGAGUUCCUGGACGCGCUGGACGCGUUCAUCUCUACCAUCUUGACACCGUCGCUGCACUCUGCGAGAGCACUUGUCACACCCGUCCUUUUUCCUCAUGUUAUGUUUCCUACGGACCUUUUUGGUUGGUCGGUGGUGACGAUCACGUACAGGUCGGCUGGUUUUACAGUAGACCCCAUCGUGUUGGUCGUCAAUGUCUUCGUUUGGGUGGUAUCAUUGAGCAUCGGAGUGCUCGUAUAUGACAAGUACCAGGCAGUUUCGGUUCCAGCCAAGCGGGCUCCCUCCAAGCCUGUGAUGUACCAAUAUCCUCCAGAUGAUUGUGAAGUGUUCGUUCACUACCGACGACCUGAGGAACAGCUCCUCAAGUGGAGACAGCUUACACCAGAAGAGGAAUUCACAUCACAACAACUGCUGUUUACGAAGGGCGGUACAGUAUUCUUGCGUUACUUCUUGGGUCUCGUCUCGGUCGUCAAGCAAGUUCCACCUCAUUUCAUAGUACGGAUGGCUCUCGGUGUCAAGACCAGAAUCAAUAUCGAAAAAUCGAUAGCCUCGGCAGCGAUCAAACCUCCCAUAGUCACAGUUGGCGGUUACUUUCCUCUGGUCAACGCUCUUUACGGUCCGGCUGCUGUCUCGCUGAGCUCGUUCCUUGGUCUUGGUCCUCUGGUUUCCGGUCAUUUGCAGCUCAUUGCAUCUCAGCUUGGCAUUCCUCGGUGUAGUCUUCUUUCAAACCAAUUUCGUCACUUGUCGCCCGAAUCAAUCAAUCAGGUAUCUAUGUUGAUCCCAGCUGGAUUGGAGCGAUUGUAUGCACACAAGCUUUUAGGUGCUCUGACGCUGCCUUUUGUGGAAAAUCUCAAUAUGGCUUUGAGACUCUGGAGUCCGGCGUUGACCACGGUCUUCUAUGUGAUUGACGGCACGCGCAAGGUGACAGUCCUUCCCGUCCCUUGUGGCGUGUCCGUGUUGCCUGCGACCCCUGCAAUCAGGCAUAAACAAUCGGCCCUCGUUGCGCUGAACGGGAUGCGUCCAUCCUCUGUGAUCUUGCCAUUGCUCUUGUGGGCUCUCCGUUCGAAUUGUCCUCCGCUGUAUGUCUCGCUGCCUAACUACUCCGGCAUCAUCACGAUUCAUACGGUCACUUUGAUUGGCACGAGAUCUCUGCUCAUCACGGCUUCAACCUCCUCGCAUGCCGAUCAUACCGAUUCUGAUGACUAUAUGCUCGUAUAUCUUGGUUCCUGUCCUUCUGGCAUUCAUGGAGACCGCAACGAGGACGAAUCAAUUGUGCUCACCCAAUGCGACCCCAAUAAAACCAAGAUUAUGCACGCCGAUGGUGUGCUGCUCGUGGGCGUGGACGACACGGAAGAAGUACACCGUCGCAAGCCUCGGAGACGCGGAGGGAAGAAAGUCACCGCUCGGCGCAACCGCGAGCGCGCUGCAAGGGCCGCCGCUGGCAGUGAUACAGCGUACGAAGGCGCUCCGAACGGCGACCAUUCGGAAGAUCUCUACGAGAUCGUGUACGAUGUCUCGAACACGCCUGCUCCGGAAACAGAGUCAGAACCUGAAUCAGAGUCGGGUUCCGAUUCUGAUUCUGAGCCGGAGCCUGGUGUACAGACUGAAAGUGUUCAUAGAAAGAGACCUCCGCGAGCAGGUAGGAAGAGGACUAGGCAGCUGCGGCGCCAGAUGGAAGCCGCUCGAUCUGCUGCGAAUGGUGGGUGA